AUGAAGUUCUACAGAUUAUUUAGUGAAGGGAGUAGAGUUAAUCAGUUCAUAUGUGCUUUUUUAAUAAAUGUACCAGUAUUUGCAUAUGGCGCGAGCAUAGGAUGGAUGUCCCCAAUGACUUUGCUCUUGCAGUCAGAGAAGUCUCCCAGAGGGACGCCUCUUACUGAUUUAGAGGUUUCAACAAUGGCCGCAGUGGCUUAUCUAGUUUGCAUUCCAGGUGAUUUCAUGAUGGCGUUAUUAGGAGAUUGGAUUGGAAGAAAGAAAACCCUUAUGCUUAUAUCCGCUUCCUGUGUCGCAACUUGGGUGACGCUCUUGUUUUCCACCGAAGUGUGGGCCCUCAUCUUGGCCCGAGCUUUCGUGGGAAUCGCCAUGGCGGGUGCUUACGUCACCUGUCCAAUUUAUACGAAGGAAAUUAGUGAUGACAGUAUACGAGGAGCUUUAGGUUGUCUUAUAGUUGUAUCGCACACGACAGGCAACCUGUUUCUUUAUAUCAUCGGUGAUAUUUUAAAGUAUCGGACAAUUCUAUGGAUGUGUCUUUUUAUACCGACCUGCCAUCUAGUGUUAUUUAUGAUGAUGCCGGAGAGCCCUUCGUAUUUAGUUAAAAAAGGAAAAACUGAGGAAGCAGUCAGAGUGAUGGCUUGGUUGCGAUGUAAAAAAGUUACCGAUUCGUCCGUUACAACAGAACUUCAAUCAUUGCAAAAAGAACAGAAAAAUGAUGAAGGAGCCAAUAACUUUUUGUUAAAAGCAAUUUUCAAAGAUAGAACCUUGUCGCGAGCUUUCCGCUUAGCAAUGGUCGUCACCUUAGCUCGCGAGGUGUGCGGUGCUGUACCUGUCAUGAACUUUGCUGGUGAAAUAUUUGCAAUAGCCUCCAAAGAAAAUGGGUUAAUUCUCAGUCCCAAUCAGCAGGCAAUGAUGUUGGGUGCCGUACAAGUAGCGGGCUCGGCACUGGCCUCUAUUAUCGUCGAGAAGGCCGGCAGAAAGUUUAUACUUUUCACAACAUCACUGGUCUCCGGGAUAAGUAUGUGUGUCCUUGCUUCUUGGUUCCUGGCCAAAGACUACGAGCUAUAUCUGCCAAACUGGUUGCCAAUACUCACGCUUUGCCUUUGCAUCUUUUGUGACUCAUCAGGACUAGCGCCAAUGUCGCUUGUUAUUACUGGCGAAAUAUUUUCUUUCAAGUACCGUGGAACAGUUAUGGCAACAACGAUGGCCACUGCAUCGCUUGCCGACUUCUUCCAACUUUUAAUAUUCAAACCUCUGGUGAAUUCAAUCGGCAUUCACGCUGCUUUCUAUUUUUUUGGCUUUUUUUGUAUAUUUAUGUCUAUAUAUGUGAUAUUCUAUGUGCCUGAGACAAAAUCGAGGUGUUUAGAAGACAUUUACGAUGAUUUAAAUAAAAGUAAGCGAAAACCUAAAGUACCGACCGCAGCCUAA
Pieris macdunnoughi is the source of this 1428-nucleotide messenger RNA. Lineage: Eukaryota; Metazoa; Arthropoda; Insecta; Lepidoptera; Pieridae. The record is from the annotation of a GenBank genome assembly.